UACAGUUUAUUCUGAGUUGCAAAGACGAAGACUGCUGCUGGUUUCAUGCUCUCAAGAUGAAAAUAUCUGACUCAUUUUAGAAAACACCAGUGAGACAACUGGCAAUGAUGGAGAAGCUUCUUCACCCUCUGCUUCUGCUGUGUUUACUUCCAGCUGCAGUUUCUCUCUUUUGUUACACCUGUGUGUUUCCUGCCAUCUCACCUUUGGACUGCAUCAGAUUCCCUCUCAAGUGCCCCCCCGGGCAGCUCUGCCUGUCCAGCCGAGCCGUGGGCCAGAGAGGAGACUUCCGCGUGGUGUUGUAUGAGAAAAGCUGCGUCCUGCCCGCCCUGUGUGGGGUCACGGGGGAAAAAUACACCAUGGGACUCAACUUCACCUUCACUAAUGAGUGCUGCAACACACACCUGUGCAACAGAGCUGCCACGCCUGCUUCCCCGUACUGGACGGCUACAGUACUGACCCUUCUGGCUGUCGGGUCAGCUUGGUGAACACAGAAACACGAACUUCCUAAAAGCACACUAAUCUGAAAGCA
This is a messenger RNA of Melanotaenia boesemani (Boeseman's rainbowfish), 529 nucleotides long. Its product is annotated as lymphocyte antigen 6L-like. The record is from RefSeq and is a predicted model, not a curated record. NCBI's taxonomy places the organism in Eukaryota, Metazoa, Chordata, Actinopteri, Atheriniformes, Melanotaeniidae. The coding region runs from base 105 to 485 and encodes 126 amino acids. The transcript has 3 exons.